AUGAUACUCAUCUGGGUGAUCCCCGGACUGACUCUGCCCACACCCCCUCCACCUGAUAGGAAGGCUAAUAACCCGGUUGUCAUCACACCAAUCAACAACGUAACCGGGACCAUCAUAGAAGCCACUGAUAGGAUAUCAAUCAAAUCUGCCGAAUGGACACUCAUCACAUUUUUUGAUCUCAGUCAGCUGGCACGGGAGAUCGAGACGGUCAAACGAGGCAUCCAAUCUGUAAAACAAUGGUGCCCAACGGCUUACGAGGUCUGUCCCACGAUCAUACAAACAUUGCAACAGGAAGUGGCAGAAAUCCAAGAUGCCGAUCAGUUAAUGCAGUAUCAACGGCAACAACGCGGAGCACUGAACAUCGUUGGAAAUAUCGCGAAUGGGCUGUUCGGAGUACUCAAUGAUCAGUACGCCAAACGGAUGGAAGAAAUUAUUGGUAAACUAAGAACCCAAGAAAGCAUCACGCAUAAAAUAGUAGAGAACCAGACGUCAGUUCUGGAUACCACCAUCAACAUUAUGCGAAGGACGACGAUCGAAGCGCAGAAGAGGAUGCAGGACCUAGAAGCCAGCCUGGCCAGAAUCAAAGUCAGAAGCCAUGCGGCUGAUCGGUAUCUGCCACAUGCAGUUUCAGAGUUCGUCGUCGUGGCAAGUCACAUUCGUCGAGUCCAGGAUGCUGUAUUAAAUGUGCUAAUCGGGGCACACGAAGGAAAAUUGAGCCCUGCAUUGGUGUCGGUAGAACAAGUGAAACAGGUGAUCACAAAAACACAAACACACCUUCCACCGGGAAGACGAUUACCCAUCACAAGUGAGACAGCACGAGACUUAUAUCGACUGGCGACCACAAGGGUACAAGAAACCGAGGACUUACUAAUGUUCCAUGCGAGUGUUCCAUUAGUCGAAGAAGACGAAUUCACAGUAUAUCGAAUGGAAUCAAUUCCACAAAUAACGAGAGAAGGCCUGGUGAUAACCAAGACGGAAACAAAAUAUCUAGCAGUCGAUGAUCAUCGGAAACACCACUUUGCGAUCAAUCAAGAACACCUCAGUCAGUGUGUCAGCGGGACGAACGGAAAUAAGGUAUGCGAGUUUGAGCAAACACUAUUGGGCCCGGACGCCCAUCAACUCCCUUGUACGAUGGCGGCACUAUCAAGACAUCGGGCAAGGGAAUGUAAGCCAGAACCAAUCAAGGGGAUCAGUUAUUGGGAUCAAUUAACAGAGCAGAAUGCAUGGAUCUUUGGGACAACGAAGCCAAUAACAAUGACCUAUGUAUGCUCGGACGAAAAGGAUCAAAUCAUCAUCGACGGCGUAGGCAAGCUGACAAUCAGGCAAGAUUGUGUGAUCCAAAGCCCGACCAUUACAUUGUUGGGGCGGGCGCAGUUUAACUCAUUAGGAACAAUAAGGAUGUCAGGAAGUUACGUUCACGAGUGGCCAUCACAUGAAAAAAUAAGGACAACAGAAGGACAAUUGGAAGCAACAUUAGAUCAGCUAGACCAACUACAUGCAGAGGUGCAGGGGUUAAAAACAUGGACAAAGCAAGCAUAG
Drosophila ananassae is the source of this 1539-nucleotide messenger RNA. RefSeq lists its product as uncharacterized. The record is from RefSeq and is a predicted model, not a curated record. NCBI's taxonomy places the organism in Eukaryota, Metazoa, Arthropoda, Insecta, Diptera, Drosophilidae. Bases 1 to 1539 code for a protein of 512 amino acids. The transcript has a single exon.